This is a messenger RNA of Fusarium subglutinans, 840 nucleotides long. RefSeq names its product mediator of RNA polymerase II transcription subunit 8. Lineage: Eukaryota; Fungi; Ascomycota; Sordariomycetes; Hypocreales; Nectriaceae. Gene Ontology annotation, cellular component: mediator complex; core mediator complex. The record is from RefSeq and is a predicted model, not a curated record. Gene Ontology annotation, biological process: regulation of transcription by RNA polymerase II. The transcript has a single exon. The coding region runs from base 1 to 840 and encodes 279 amino acids. Gene Ontology annotation, molecular function: RNA polymerase II cis-regulatory region sequence-specific DNA binding; transcription coregulator activity.
AUGGCUACUCUUAACUUAGAUGACGACGAGCUCAAAGCUCUUGAACAGACGCUGAGCAAGGUCGCUCAACUGUCUAGUAGCGUGCAGAGCUUCAGGCAGAAUCUACUGAAUAGCAAUCCCCUCCCUCCUCCGUACGCCUCCACACCGCAGUGCGCCAUCAUAAGACAGCAGCUAAUAUCUCGUCCUAGAAAAUCAAUUCAAGCCUCAGCCAAGAUUCUUCAAAAGAACCUCAAGUCGCUUCUUGAGAGCACAAACGAAAAUGCAGACCUCUUCAAUCGCAUGGCCAUCCGACCCUCGACGAACUACCCCGGCCGAACCCAAGAAAACGUGCUUCUGCAACUACUACGCAAGAAACUCGAACCCGACGUCGAAGAAUUCGUCAGUCAAGGUCUUGAAACAGCACGACUCGCUACACCUGAGGGUCUGGAAUCUCUAGAACAAAUCUGGCGCGAAUUGCGAAGUUGGCUCUCGGACCGGGUAAUCCAUUUCAUAUCGACUGAGAACAGCGAUCCAUAUACGGCGGAAGAACGUGCAAAUGGAGUAAAGAAUGUACGCACUGGUCUACGAAGGCCUAUAGAUGACGAUGAAGAAGAGGACGAGGAGGAAGGCGACGAAGAUGAAGAUGACGAUGAGCCAGAGAAGCCAGAUAUCCCGGAAGUCAAGGUGCGAGGAGCAGAACCAGAGACAUUACUUUGGUUUGCGGCACGGGGAGACUUUGAGGUGCCGCGCAAUGUCGAGUAUGAGCGCAAAGUGGAUGUCUACAAGGGGUUCCAAGGUAUCAACAUACCACCCAGUGACCAACAGCAGCAACAACCUCAGCAAGGCUUUGUUCCUUCAUGA